AACUUUUCCACUCUCUGGGAGAGAGAGAGCAUAGAGCAGACAGCGGGCGCGAGAUGCCGUGAGCUCGUAGUUUUCCUUGCAGAUUUGGGUCCAAGCGCAGUCUUGUUUGGUUUUGAGAUUUUCUUUAGUAUUCUUCAGUAAGACUGAAACUUACUUCUCUCGUACAGAACCUUCCUCUCCCUUCUCGGUACAUAGCUCAAUUUUUACAGUUUUGGGAUCUCCUUAAGGCUUCCCGUAUAGGCAAUGUUUAUGAUUGAAAACCCAUUAAUUCUUUGCAGGGAGAUUCUGGGUUCUGUUUCUUGGAUUCGAUCUGGGUGAAUUGGUACUGCCAUUCCAUCUGUAUAGCGAUAAAGGAAAAUGGGGAUUAUGUUUACUAAGUUGUUUUCUUCUUUGUUUGGUAAUAAAGAAGCUAGGAUCCUGGUUUUGGGUCUUGACAAUGCUGGGAAAACCACGAUCCUUUAUCGGCUUCAGAUGGGUGAAGUUGUGUCCACAAUUCCAACUAUUGGGUUUAAUGUGGAGACGGUGCAGUAUAACAACAUAAAGUUUCAAGUAUGGGAUCUUGGUGGUCAAACAAGUAUCAGGCCAUAUUGGAGGUGUUACUUUCCUAACACUCAAGCAAUCAUCUAUGUCAUUGAUUCAAGUGACACUGAUAGGCUUGUAAUUGCUAAGGAGGAAUUUCACGCAAUCUUGGAGGAAGAAGAGCUAAAAGGAGCAGUUACUCUAAUCUUUGCUAACAAGCAGGAUCUUCCUGGUGCACUAGAUGAUGCGGCAAUCACAGAGGCCUUGGAGUUGCAUAAAAUAAAAACUCGACAAUGGGCUAUCUUUAAAACUUCUGCUACAAAAGGAGAGGGUUUAUUUGAGGGCAUGGACUGGUUGAGCAAUACACUCAAAGCUGGAGGUGGUUAACUGUUAUGUGAAGGAAGGAAAGAUCUUUCUUGCUUUGCACGACGAAUUCACAGGUAAAAUACAUUAGCUGCUGGUUCAUAUAAAAUCCAAGAUGAGAGUCGUUCAUAGUAUGCAUCAACAACUAGUUCAUUCAAUCUUUUUUGUGUGCUUUUCCAACACAUUAGAAUGAUUAAGGUGUUUAACUCGUUCACAGAUUUAAUAGACUUGUACUUGAUUUUGUGGUUUGGUGAACCUAUCUUUUUUGUACAUUCGAUUGGAUUAAGCUUUUGCAUGAUAUAGAUGAUACAAUGAUGAUUGUGGCUC
Messenger RNA from Impatiens glandulifera, 1209 nucleotides. Its product is annotated as ADP-ribosylation factor 1-like. The coding region runs from base 358 to 906 and encodes 182 amino acids. Gene Ontology annotation, biological process: vesicle-mediated transport; intracellular protein transport. Gene Ontology annotation, molecular function: GTP binding; GTPase activity. The record is from RefSeq and is a predicted model, not a curated record. Gene Ontology annotation, cellular component: Golgi apparatus; cytoplasm. Lineage: Eukaryota; Viridiplantae; Streptophyta; Magnoliopsida; Ericales; Balsaminaceae. The transcript is spliced from 8 exons.